CCUGGCUCAGAAGGGACGACUGGUCGGGGUUUAUUUUCUGUGUGUGGCUUUCCUCUUCCCAUCCACGGUCUGUAGGAGCUCGGUCACGUUUGCAGUGGGAAUUCUGCCGUGAAAACUUACAGGGAUGCCAAAGGAAAAAUAUGAUCCUCCAGAUCCUCGCAGAAUUUACACCAUCAUGUCAGCAGAAGAGGUAGCCAACGGGAAGAAGUCACACUGGGCUGAAUUAGAGAUCUCGGGUAGAGUACGGAGCUUAAGUACAUCACUUUGGUCACUGACACACUUGACUGCUCUGCACCUCAAUGACAAUAAUCUUACUCGCAUUCCACCUGAUAUUGCCAAGCUUCAUAAUCUGGUUUACCUGGAUCUGUCAUCCAACAAACUCAGAAGUUUACCAGCAGAACUAGGAAACAUGGUAUCUCUCAGGGAAUUGCUUUUAAAUAACAAUCUGUUACGGGUUUUGCCUUACGAACUUGGACGGCUCUUCCAGCUACAAACUCUAGGUUUGAAAGGCAAUCCUUUAUCACAAGAUAUUCUCAGCCUCUACCAGGAUCCAGACGGAACUCGAAAGCUACUGAACUACAUGCUUGACAAUCUAGCAGUUCAUCCAGAGCAGCUGCCUCCAAGGCCAUGGAUUACUUUAAAAGAACGAGACCAAAUUCUGCCCUCAGCUUCAUUCACAGUUAUGUGUUACAAUGUGUUGUGUGAUAAAUAUGCCACCCGGCAGCUCUACGGCUACUGCCCAUCUUGGGCACUCAAUUGGGAGUAUAGAAAAAAGGGAAUCAUGGAAGAAAUCGUCAACUGUGAUGCAGAUAUCAUUAGUCUUCAGGAAGUGGAAACAGAGCAAUACUUCACCCUUUUUCUGCCAGCCUUGAAAGAACGGGGAUACGAUGGAUUCUUUUCUCCAAAGUCACGUGCCAAAAUCAUGUCUGAGCAGGAGAAAAAGCAUGUGGAUGGCUGUGCAAUAUUCUUCAAAACUGAAAAAUUUACGCUGGUGCAGAAGCAUACGGUGGAGUUCAACCAGGUGGCAAUGGCUAAUUCUGAAGGUUCAGAGGCUAUGUUAAACAGAGUGAUGACGAAGGACAACAUCGGAGUUGCCGUGGUGUUAGAGGUGCAUAAAGAAUUAUUUGGAGCAAGUAUGAAAUCACUUCAUGUGGACAAACAGCUGCUUAUUGUGGCCAAUGCCCACAUGCACUGGGACCCCGAAUACUCGGAUGUGAAACUCAUCCAGACUAUGAUGUUUGUCUCAGAACUGAAAAAUAUCCUUGAGAAAGCCUCAAGCAGGCCCAGUAGCCCAACAGCAGAUCCUAACUCUAUCCCCCUGGUGCUGUGUGCGGAUCUCAACUCGUUGCCUGAUUCAGGUGUAGUGGAAUACUUAAGCAAUGGCAUAGUAGCUGACAACCACAAGGACUUCAAGGAGUUGCGUUAUAACGAGUGUCUCAUGAACUUCAGUGGCAAUGGAAAAAACGGGGCUUCUGAAGGAAGAAUAACGCAUGGCUUCCAACUCAAGAGCGCCUAUGAAAACAACUUGAUGCCUUACACCAAUUACACUUUUGAUUUCAAAGGUGUGAUUGACUACAUUUUCUAUUCCAACACUCACAUGAACGUGCUUGGUGUCCUGGGGCCUUUGGACCCUCAGUGGCUGGUUGACAACAACAUCACUGGGUGUCCACACCCUCACAUCCCUUCAGACCACUUCUCACUGUUAACACAACUCGAACUCCAUCCUCCGCUCCUGCCUCUUGUCAACGGUGUGCACUUGCCGAACAGGAGGUAGUGUGGAGCCCUGCCCCCCUGGGGGCAAGGACCUGUUGUUAUGGACCUGUACAGUUGUAAAUCAAAGUAUAUAGGAGUGAAGUAUGGCCAACCUUAAGCUGCUUCUUCAAGCUCCUUUCCUUAUGUGUUUGAUAUGAGAUUUUGCACAUUUUGGUGCAUAUUGGUAUCAUUUGGCACUAGGGCUGGAACCAAAGUAUUAUUCCCUUUCCAGGUUUUUAAUUUAAUUUUUUUUUUUUUUUAAAAACUGGCAAGCUUUUUCUUUUCAGUAGGAAGCUGCACUUAUAAGUGGACAAAUGAGAUUAAAAACUUGCUUAUUAACAUAUUUCAAGAUAAUGCUUUUUUCCAGAACGUGGCGAAAUGAGCCAACCUUUUAGGAGAAAGAAAAACAAAAAUAGAAAAGCUUGUUUUGUAGGAAAACUAUUAGAAAUACUGUUUGUUUGAACCCAAAACGGAGACUGAACUCUGCAUCUGAAAUAAAUUUUGCACAUUAGCGAAGCACUUAAUACCUGACUAUAUAUGAUUAGCAGUGUGGCCCUGCCCCUCGUCUAACUCAUCUUAGAAAACCAAAGAUGGCUUAAUAUCUGUGAUAAAAUUUGAGGUCUAAAUUCUCCUGAUGUAAUCUCCUUUAGAACAAAAUUUCCAGCGAAGCGAUGUCUUACAAGACUUUGUGGGUGAGCGCUCAAUGCUGUGUGUAGAUCACUUGCUCAGCAGAUGCCAUGGUGACUUUUUUUUUUUCAGAGCUCUGAAGGACUUGGUCCUUUCUGGGUGAGAUAUGCAGGGAUCCAAAGGACCUCUGUGAAACAGAGCUGCCUCUCUGCUAGGGCAAAGCCAGGGCCACGCUCUUCAGCAGCACAGUUUGGGAGCAGGACUUAGAAAUGGUAAGAAAUUGCACUUGAAGCCAGCUCUUGUAAGCCUCUGGGUUGCGGGUGAAUGAAGAAGUUGCAAAUCCCUCCUGGGUUCCCUUUUUCAAAGUUCAGUUGCAAAUUUGGGAUUAACUGCGUAAGCGGUAGGGUACAGGAAAAAGCCACUGGAAAUGACCUUACUUUUGUCACCAAAGGGCACACGGGGUAGCUGUCGAGAUGCUUUUUUCACUGGGGGAGCGAGCGGUAGCCAUAGUCAUUCCUUGGAUUAUUUUUCCUGAUCCUAGUUGCCAAAUAGCCAUCACACUUUUUUAAUAACCUUUCUUUUCUGUUGUCGGUCAGGGUUGAAUUAAAAAGCUGCUGGUUCAUUCCCAACUGUUAAUGCUCUUUGGAUGUGUUGGAAAUCCUUUUUUUUUUUUUUCCCUUUUUAUGCUUUAGGUGGCCAGUUCAAAACCUUGUGCCUCACGAGGCAUUAAACAUAAUGCAAUCUUCUGAAAAAUUGGUUGGCUGCUUAAUGUUUAAAAAAAAAAAAAUGGCACAGUGAUAGGAAAAGGUUGUGUCUGUGUUUUUAAGUUUUUCUUUAUUCUGCUUUUUUGCUGCUAUAAGAUUUUCUUGAAUUUAUAUUUUAAACUUUUCAUGCACUUUACUGUUUCUAGUCUCAAAAUGUGAUAUUUUUAAUAAAUGAAAAAAUUUUCCAUUAUGUGAAUGAAAUUUUUAAACAGAUUGAUAGCCUAUAUUUAUGUCUCAUUCGUAUAUUUAAAAAAAGUCAAAUUUAAAUUGUGAAAUUAGUUUUAAAUACUAAGGAGCCAUCUUCUGUCGUGCAAAACUGCUAAGUCAGGCUGUUCCUCUACUCUUUAAUUAAGCAUUUCCUUUGUCGUUUUAUACAUAGGAAAUUAUCCAUAGGAAAAAAAAAAAUCAAUUGGACUUAGAGUAGAAAUAUUCCCUGAUUCUUGUUGGGGGCCGGGGAGGGGGUGGUGUGGGACAGAACGCAAAAAUGGGUUCAAGGAAACGACAACUCCCUUUUAAAAAGAAGUGCCUAAAAAAUGGAGGCGUCAUCUAUUGUCUACUCUAAAUUGGAAGCAAUCGCAGCUGGGUGUGACAUUCCUGGACAGCACCAAAAAAAAAAAAAAAAAAAAGAAAAAGCCCUUUCUAAAGACGGAUUUUCCUCUAGGUGCAGGUAUCUCUUUUUUAAUAUACCUCAGCGUUCACCACCUAGCCAUUGCCGAUAAAUUGUGAAAGCUAUUUGAGAGUAUAGUACUGGAAAGUAGAAUAGCAUGAAAAACUUAAUUUUGUGGACAUUACCUUUCUGUAAUCAGCUACUGUAUCUUUUUUGGAGGGGGGGGUGCUCUGCUCUGGAGGUGUGCACUAACAAACCCUUCUCCUCCUUUUCCUACACGCAUGUUAACUAGCAACGUGAGCAAUAUUUCCUACCAUACUUCACUCCCAAUAUUUUUUGAGAUGUUUGUAUAAAAUGGAAUUUCAAAUUCACCUAUGAUUGUAUAUGAACUGCAGAGGAGCCCGUUUAUUAAUAAAAAUAAAAAUCAACAACAAUCUUUUGUAAUAUCGGGGUGGAAGAGGAUGGGGAUGAAAAAAACCAACCCAACCUGGCAAACAUUGUACACUGCUUAUAGUUGACUUUCCUUUGGUUUCUAACCGAUUGAAGUGUUCUGUUGCGAGAAGGUGUUUAAUUGGAUUUUCUCUGCUGCGAAAAGCACUUCUGAACGUCCAUUAUGCUAUGCGAUUUUUCUUUUUUUUAAAAAAAGCUAUUUUAACAGACAUUGCACAAAACCUCUGGAUUUUAAAGAAAAAAACGCUGUCUUGUUUAUGUUUCAGUCGAUGCACAUAACCAGGGACAUGUUUACCCGCCUUUCACGUGUCUGGCUCCCUUCCCCUUUUCCUUCUGGGUUUUUUUUUCCCCUUCCCAGCAGGAGCAGUAAGGGGAUUGCGCUUUUUUCCCAGCUGAGCAGAAACCCCGCUCUCCAUAGUGAUUUUUGCAGAAAAAUCUCUAAGGGGAGAAGGAGCAGGCAGCCAUCAGCCUCACAUGCAGAAUGAGAUCCCUUUUGGUAAACAUAUGCAUCGUCCAGAUGGCGACGCUAAUUUUCUUUUGACCCAGAUGGAAGCUGACAGGAGGGUGUUUUCUAGGGGAGAGGGAGUAAUACAAAGCAAAGUAUCCCUAAUCCCAAGCAGAGAUGGAUGGGAAACCAUCUAUUCCCUCCAUCCUCCCUCUCUGACCCUUGGUUCCCAGCACGUCGCAGGCGACGCCUGGAAAAAGAGCUCUUAAGUCCUUUUACUGCUCCUCGCUGUCUUGGUUUGCUUUCAAAAAUAUGGUGCCUGGUGUCAACUUCUAAGCAACAGCACUGCCUAAAGCAAGCAGAGAAAAUAAAAUCCAACACCCUUCUACAAGCAACUUUUUAAAAUUCAAUAUGGUAAAUCUGUUAGAUAUGGGGUUUUGUGUGUGUGUGUAUAUAUAUAUAUAUAAAAAAAAAAGAGAAUUUUGUACAAUGUAGCUGAAUAUUUUUGUUUCCUUAUUUCGAUGUAAGGAGUGUGAACAUUUGUGUACCACACGCUAAGUCAGGUAUGGCACAAUGGGGUAUGAGACCAGCUUUCCUUCCCAUUUGCCUCCUUAAAAGCUUUUGUUGUCUCUUUCUAGCAUUCGUUGAGAAAAUAUUUCAUUUAAUUGGUAACCUUUCUCUGCCUGUUGGAAGCCACUCCUGUUUAGUCUGCAGACACAUUCAGAAAAGAUCCCUUUAGUCCCAAAUCCUCGCUGCCCUGUGUUUUAUAGACUAGAAAGCCAAAAUCUUUGACUCUUAACCUUUCCAGAAGCAUUUGUGGCUGACCUAACGCAGCUUUCAAAACCAUACCGUGAUCUUCAGCGUUCGGGUAACGCUGCAGAUGGCUGAUGGUCUCCCACCUUGCUGGCUUUGCUGCAGAGACUCCUAAAUCCACAUUUGCACUCUUGCACUCCCGAGGCCCGCUUCACAAAGAUGCUGAGCAUCUGCAGCUCCUACUUGAUCCCCAAUACUGGGCUUUCAGAAACCGGCUUCUCACACCCGGCUCGUCAGACGUCGGGUCCAAAUUGUGAGCGAGAAUUUGAGACCUCAAAGGUUCAUAUCACUUGUUUCUCUGGGGGUUGGUUACGGUCAGGUGGCGGAGGGGGGAAGCCAAAAGGGCUUGUUGAAAUUCAGAGUUUCUUUGUUAACGUAGAAGACAGGUUGGGGAAACACUUUAAGGGAUUCCUAGUCCAGGAGCACAGUAUUCCCUCCUGCUUGGUAGGGAGCAGGAGCCAGGAGUGGCUCCCGGUCCUUACUUUCUGAAGACCAGAUUUAAACCCAGCAACAGAACAGCAGCGACUUCAUUUCCACCAUACAUUUUCAGCUCAUAGCACCAAAACCUUUCUUUAGCAUGAAACUUGGCAUAGCGGGGUGAAGUGAAAGGUCUGUUAGUCCUACCCAAACCAGAUUAACAGCCCGCAUUAGAAAUACCACAGAAAUGCAAUACGCACCCUUAUACUAGUUAAAAAGGGAGUUUGAUUAGAAAUAACGGUUGUCCUCUCCCCAGCGACCUCAGCUUUGUACCCAAUUCCCAUUCUUUUGUUCUUGGCUUCCUCAUAGAUAUUUUUCUUGUAAUGGUAAGGAAGAGUUAAGGCCCGAUUUAAACCUAAGGGAGGACCCUCUCCCAGUUGUAUGGGGAGAUGACUGACCUAAGCACAUCUGUAUCUGGCAAACCGGUACACGAGGCAGCAACAGGAGGUGCUUCAGCUAAAAUCAGGCUGUCAAUGUAAAAGAGCAGCAGGUUGUUGUCCUACUUGGUCACCACAGAGAUGUGAUGUUCUUCUAGGCAGUCUUCACAACCAAAACCGCCUGGUCAGAGGCAAGGCUCACUGAAGUUCAUGUGAAUGGGUAUGGUUUCAGCACCAAGCACACGCAUUGAAAAACCUCGCUUGCCUAAUCUUGUGUGUCCCAAAAGGAGCCAAAGUGCUUGGUCUUGGAGGAGUUUUACCCAGGGGAGGCAGAGGACCUGAUUUGUUGGAGAGCGGAAAAGAAAUGAGCCCUAGAUACAGAGAGAUUCGGGUUUUUCCAAUAGAGGCUAUUACUAGCUGAGUCUGAGGGAAAGCAUCUUGCAAUAUGCAGCUCAUCAGUUUUUCUAAGAUUACAGAAGUAUAGUCACAUACCCUCCCUUUCCCACCCUACAGCGUUCAAAGGCGACACAAACGCCAAGAGAACCUGGUGGAAACCGUGUUUCAAGUCUCUAUGCCAAGUGCUAGCCAAGAACUCACUUCUAUGAUUAAAAAACAAUUUUAGGAGAUUAUAAGGCUCUAGAUCUAGGCACGGCUCUAAGUGAUACAGUAUCUUCUCCUGGGACCACUCUUUCCACUGACACUGACCACAGGUUUGCUUUUCCUCCAGGAAAGGAGAGCAGGGACAAAAAAAGCAGAGUGAACGAGGCAGGCGCAGGCAUUGCACGAACAGAAAAGGCACAAAAUGAACACCUUUAAAGAACUUCAUCCUAAGAAAAACUAUUUCACCCUAUAAAAGGUAUUAAGAGAUGAUAAAGUUUGCUGAUUUGGCUAUAUUUGAGGAUGGUAGACUUCAGGAGUACAGCUUCUUGGAGUAUAUCUGAAAAUAAGCAUGAAGACAGAGAAAUGCUCGGGUACUUUGACACUUUGGGGUGUUUUAAGCAGUGUUGAUGGCAAAGCACACCAAGUGAUAUGACUCUUUUUUCCCUCCCCUCCUGCAGUUGCACGGUGUGUUUAGCUUACAAAAUCUCUCACCGUUUGAGUGGUGAAGGGUGGAGUGAUCCUGGUACGUGGUCUUGUCCUCUUUGUUAAACAGUUCCUACAAUUUAGGCAUUUACUGAGUUUGCAUUUGUCUGUAUUUGUCUUUGUUCCAAAAG
This is a messenger RNA of Calidris pugnax (ruff), 7526 nucleotides long. RefSeq names its product CCR4-NOT transcription complex subunit 6-like (gene CNOT6L). Bases 125 to 1774 code for a protein of 549 amino acids. Gene Ontology annotation, biological process: nuclear-transcribed mRNA poly(A) tail shortening. Gene Ontology annotation, molecular function: poly(A)-specific ribonuclease activity; protein binding. NCBI's taxonomy places the organism in Eukaryota, Metazoa, Chordata, Aves, Charadriiformes, Scolopacidae. Gene Ontology annotation, cellular component: nucleus; CCR4-NOT complex; cytoplasm. The transcript has 12 exons. The record is from RefSeq and is a predicted model, not a curated record.